AUGCCACGAGAGCGACGACGUUGGACGGCCGAAGAAGAUGCAUGUCUCCAGGAAACAGUUCGAUCAGGUGAGCAUCUCUGGCGUCCAAUGUUUCGCAAACGCUGCAGUUCUGGAAUAUGCCCUGAUACGUGCAUGACAGCUAUCGACCAAUCCCGCCCCCUUCUAUGGCGCGAGAUCGCGAAGAGCGUUUCCGGAAGAAGCAAUAAAGAUUGCCGACGACGCUGGUACAACUCCCUCUCGAGCUCCCUCGUCAAGGGCUCGUGGACGGAAUCCGAAGACGAACGAAUGUGGACCGCAGUACAAAAGCAUGGUCCACAUUGGGUUUCAGUCGCUCGAGACGUCCGCACGCGGAACCCGGACCAGUGCUCCAGCCACUGGAGCCAGACGCUGAAUCCAGAUAUUGAUGUUAGUGAGUGGAGUCUACAAGAUGACGAGGCGCUCUUGCUAGCAGUUCAGCGUCACGGCACAGCUUGGGCGACCAUUGCCGUGAAGUUUUUCCCGGGCCGGACAACAUUGGCGAUCAGGAACCGUUUCAACGCGUUAAAUGCAAGAAAGAAAAGUUCCAGUUAUACACCUCCCGCCGAACCGAACGACAUGCCAGGAGUUAAACGCCGUGUCACUCGCGGUUCGCGCAAUCGGGACAGUAGGCCGUAUUCAGGUACAACAUCUCACUCAAUAGACGACAAAGAUGGCACUUCAGAAGAUACCGAAGAUGAGGAUUCAAAAGAUGCUGAAGGUGGGGAUGAGGCCUGUGCGCGCUGGCAGGAUGAACCCCUGGGACUAACCAGAGGACAGCCAAAGACUGGUAGCUCCUUCGGUUGGUCGCGUAUAUCGUCCCUCGAAGAACCGGACAGACCCCUGGAUCGCCCCUACACUCCAGAUAUGUCUUCUGUCUCAAUGCUCACUCGAACGUCCCAAGACUCCACUUCGGGUAUCCUCGCCAGCGUUUUUGGAUCCGACUUCCCAGGCUACAAUGGCUAUGUCAAUUCUGCAGUGAUGUCCACGUCUGGGCCAUUUCAGGAUCCUACACGAAGCUCUAGCGGUGAGAAUGACCGGCAGUUACUCCACAUGGAGGCAUCAUCUCUUGACAACGGACGCAUGGGAUUUCUUCCCUUCGAAUCCUCCCUAGGCUGCUGUUCCCAGCCACAACCAGUGUUCCCGGUCCUGACAACAGGUGAACUCCCAAUCUCACAGUCUGAUCUCGGGCUAGGAACUAUGCCGUUUCUAUCUGGUUCCCUGUCCUCCCGCGAGUCGACUGGCGUGACGGAUCUAACAGCCGAUGGUGGUUUAAACGCACCGGAGCAGGGCAAACCAGACGGACAACUCUGCCGUAUUUCUAUAGACAUGGAAUGCACGCCUCAGGAGCUGUCACAAAUCAUGAAUACUAUAGCUGGAAUCGCUCGGAAAGUGACGCUGAAAGUGAAUAGUUAG
This is a messenger RNA of Penicillium mononematosum, 1431 nucleotides long. RefSeq names its product SANT/Myb-like DNA-binding domain-containing protein. The record is from RefSeq and is a predicted model, not a curated record. Gene Ontology annotation, cellular component: nucleus. Gene Ontology annotation, biological process: regulation of DNA-templated transcription. Bases 1 to 1431 code for a protein of 476 amino acids. NCBI's taxonomy places the organism in Eukaryota, Fungi, Ascomycota, Eurotiomycetes, Eurotiales, Aspergillaceae. Gene Ontology annotation, molecular function: RNA polymerase II cis-regulatory region sequence-specific DNA binding; DNA-binding transcription factor activity, RNA polymerase II-specific. The transcript is spliced from 2 exons.